GUUUUUUUCUUCUUCUUCUUCUAAGCCCUCCCUGACGACCAGUUAUCAGACUGAGCCUACAGGUAUAAAAGGACUCAUAGAAAGGUGGGAGCAGCCAUAACGGGUCAAGAAACCACCCUGAAACAGAGAUGGCGACAACUGUGAAGAUCAUCCUUUAUGUUUGUUUGAGCUUCAUGUUUCUGGCCAGCGCUGAGGGGCAAACUCAAUCUACCUCAUCCCCCAGUGAGAGGUCGACGGUUAACCAAUCUGGAACGACUGGUGUUACCCAAUCUACGGGAACCACACCGCUGUCAGGCCACACAGACAACAAUGGCACUCCGACCACAGGACCGCCUUCUUCCUCCCACACCUCGGCAGGAUCCAUGGAAUCCCAGACUACUGGUGUAUCAUCGCAGCAGCCCACGGGGUCACCUCAUAGCUCCGGGACGGAAGUGACUGAAGUUCACCAAACGACGGCGAAAGGAGGCUCCUCUUCGUCUUUGUUCAGAUCCUGCAGUCAGAUCUUGGUUCUGGUGCCUGCAGUUCUGAUAUAUAUUGUAUAGAGCUGCAUGAUUAAAACCAAAGGACUCUGCUCAUUUACAUACAUCCACAAAUUGUUUUAACCCAUAAAGACCCAGUGUUACCUUUGUGUCACUUCCAAAAAUAUUUUAGUUCUCUAUAUUUAACUUUUCUUAAGUGAUUUUUCACAAUUUAUUAUGACAUAAUCCUCUGUAUUUUGUGUUUUUUCAGUGAACAUCAGGUAAAUUAUAUUAUAUAUUUUAACCCAUAAAGACCCAGUGCUACUUUUGUGGCCAUUCCAAAUUCUUUUCCCUUUAUAUUUGGCUUUUAUUAAAUGAUUUAUCACCAUUUAUCAUAAUAUUAUCUUCUGUAUUUUUUUUUUUUCAAUCAAAAUCAUUUAUUUUUUUAUAUUUAAUUCACAGAUCAU
This is a messenger RNA of Sphaeramia orbicularis (orbiculate cardinalfish), 925 nucleotides long. Its product is annotated as mucin-2-like. The transcript is spliced from 2 exons. Bases 129 to 542 code for a protein of 137 amino acids. NCBI's taxonomy places the organism in Eukaryota, Metazoa, Chordata, Actinopteri, Kurtiformes, Apogonidae. The record is from RefSeq and is a predicted model, not a curated record.